Anopheles funestus (African malaria mosquito) is the source of this 1653-nucleotide messenger RNA. Its product is annotated as juvenile hormone epoxide hydrolase 1-like. The record is from RefSeq and is a predicted model, not a curated record. Lineage: Eukaryota; Metazoa; Arthropoda; Insecta; Diptera; Culicidae. Gene Ontology annotation, biological process: epoxide metabolic process. Bases 197 to 1585 code for a protein of 462 amino acids. The transcript is spliced from 2 exons. Gene Ontology annotation, molecular function: epoxide hydrolase activity.
UCCUGCUACAACCUAUGAAGGGAAACUUUAGAUUGGAAAUCCCUCACUUAUACUGCUUCACAUUAUCAAUACGAUCCACAAAAACGGUUUUUUAUCACCUUCCAAGUGAUAAGACGAUAAGACGAAACGAAACUGUGUUUGGGUGCCGAAUUUGGUUGAACUCAGUAGCAUUUUGGGUUGCUUGCAUUUAGCGGCAAUGGGUCUUGUAGCACGUGCCGGUUUAGUUCUGCUUGGUAUAUUUAUCGCGCUUUGCUAUAGGCUCUACGAUCAAUUGUCCGAGACGCCACGUGUACCGAACAAUAUCGAAUUUUUCGAGUACUGGGGUCCGGAGGGUGGUGAUCCGUACGGGGACAGUUUGGAGGUAGUACCGUUUAACGUAUCGUAUCCACCGGAAAUAAUUGAACGAUUGCGAAAACAAUUAUACGAUGGUCCAUCGCUAACCGUCCCACUCGAAGAGACCGCAUUUCAGUACGGAUUCAAUAGUGAUCGUUUGCAGGAAAUCGUUCAGUACUGGCGUACCGACUAUUUGGACCGCUGGGAUGAACGGGAAGCGUACUUAAAUCGGUUUACGCACUUCAAAACCCAAAUUCAGGGACUGGACAUACACUUCAUACGCGACAAAUCCGAUACGGUCAUCAAUCCGAAGCGAAUCGUACCGUUGCUGAUGCUGCACGGUUGGCCCGGAUCAGUGCGUGAGUUCUACGAUGUUAUUCCAAUGCUAAGCAAUCGGACAAGCGACAAAGAAUACGUUUUCGAUGUGAUUGUACCGAGUUUGCCCGGGUACGGGUGGUCCCAGGGAUCAACGAAACCGGGUCUGAGUGCGUCCAAAGUGGCGGUCAUUAUGAAAAAUUUGAUGGCACGGUUAGGAUACAGAAGGUUUUACAUCCAGGGCGGAGAUUGGGGUGCCAUUAUAGGGAACUUGAUGGCCGUUCUGUUUGAGAAGGACAUUUUGGGUGUUCAUCUCAAUAUGUGUAUGGCAAGUCAAAGCCCUCUUACCAUUGGUAAAAUGGUCGUGUCGAGCCUGGUACCGAGUUAUUUCAUUGAAAAACAGCUUAUCGAAUUUUACCAUCCUACGUGGCCAAAAAUUGUGGAGUUAAUUCUUGAGGGAGGCUAUAUGCAUCUACAGGCUACCAAACCAGAUACGAUCGGUGCAGUACUUCAAAACAACCCAAUAGGACUAGCGGCUUACAUACUGGAAAAGUUUUCCACGUGGACCGACCCCUCCAACCGGGAUCUGAAAGAUGGUGGUCUUGAACGACACUUUUCGCUUGACGCUCUGCUAGAUAACGUGAUGAUCUAUUACCUUACCAAUAGUAUAACAACUUCCCAAAGAUUGUACGCAGAAUCGUUCAGUGCGGCAGAACUGGCGCUGGAGUACGAAAACAUUCCUACCAACGUUCCAGCGGCAUGUGCGAAAUUUCGCCAUGAACUGUUCCAAUAUCCAGAUUGGAUUCUGAAGGAACAUUUUACCAACUUAAUGCAGAGCAAUCACUACAGCAACGGAGGCCAUUUUGCCGCGUUGCAACUCCCGGAUGUGCUGUACAAGGAUAUCGUUCAAUUCGUGAACAGACUUUACGUGCGUUGAAGUUGAAGGGGUGAUAUGUGGUUAAUAAAAACUAAAACAUUGCUUACCGGAAACAUCGACAAACAUAA